Phragmites australis (common reed) is the source of this 1987-nucleotide messenger RNA. RefSeq names its product putative F-box protein At4g22660. The transcript has a single exon. The coding region runs from base 416 to 1807 and encodes 463 amino acids. The record is from RefSeq and is a predicted model, not a curated record. Lineage: Eukaryota; Viridiplantae; Streptophyta; Magnoliopsida; Poales; Poaceae. Gene Ontology annotation, molecular function: protein binding.
ACUAAACUGCGUAACCAACCACACGAGCUCUGGUUUCCAUGUCCCGUCCGCCUACACUGCCGCCGGUGAGUGCCCCGUUUUCAGUUUCAGUGUCUGCGGAAUCAGAGCCGGGGUUUUCGCACGCGGGGGAGCACUCGGAGUCUAAUCUCUUUCGUGCAAAUUUGGUACGAGCUGGUUGGAAAGUCCGAACCUUUUUCGGGGUAAGUCCGUGUUCCAAACAACCGUUCUUCGAUUCGGAUUUCAGUCACCUAGUCGAAUUCGGAGUGAGGGAUCCCUUGAUUCCGUUGCUGAUCUAUAAAUAUGGAGCCACGAAGCUGCCCUCGGUGUGCUUCUCCCAAAGAUCGAGUUUUGGCCCCCGCGGCAGGAAGCGACCGAUUCAUCUUCCGUUCGGGAGAUCCUGUUUUGGUUUGCCCCAAUGAAGAUGUGCAACAGAGACGGGGUGAUGAGCCUAGGCUGCCUGUGCCGUCUGGUCUUGCAAGCUUUGCCAAAUUUCUUUGCUUUUUUCCCCACUUUACUGAAGAAAAUCCAUAAAGUUCAUCCACCUCUCAUGGAAGAGGCUAUGGCGAACAACGAAUCGCCGGAACUGCCUGAGGAUAUCCUGAUGGACAUCUUUGCCCUGUUGGAGAUCCCUGACCUGGUGCGCGUGGGCUCUGUAUGCUCCUCGUGGCGCGCCGCGUACAUCAGCCUACAUAGCUCUGGGAGGUACAGGCGGCCGCAGACACCGUGCCUCCUCUACACCUCUCAAGCUGAUGGUGACAACGUUGCCUGCCUCUACAGCCUUUCAGAGAAGAGAGUCUACAAGUUAACACUCCCGGAGCCACCCAUCCGCAGUAGGUAUAUUAUUGGAUCCUCCCAGGGCUGGGUGGUUACUGCCGAUGAGAGGUCUGAGUUGCACCUCGUCAAUCCGAUCACUGGUGAGCAGAUCGCCCUCCCGUCCGUGACCACCAUCGAGCAGGUGAAGCCCAUCUAUGACGAUGCAGGUGUGAUUCAGCAGUAUGAGUUGUUACAAUACUAUGGAGAAGAGGUUAUUGCAGACCCAUCAAUCCAUGCUCUCGACAAUCUGCGUGACAAACUUUACACCAAGGCUUUUGUGUUUUCUGAUUCCUCCACUGGAAGCUACAUUGUGGUCCUAAUCCACAAUCCUAUUUAUCAGCUUUCAUUUGCAAGGGCAGGAGAUUCUAAAUGGACCUGGCUGCCGCCAAGUGCGAACUAUGAUGAUUGCAUCUAUAUGGAUGGCCUAUUGUAUGCAGUAACAUCUACCUGUGGGAUCGAUGCUUUUGAUCUUACUGGCCCUACUAUCGUAAGGAAGGUGGUUAUGGAUGACAUGAAGAACUAUAUUUAUGAACACUUGUACAUGGCUCAGAGACCAUCAGGCGAUGUUCUGCUAGUCUGGAGGGAACAAAUAGUCACAAUUGGGAAUGAUGAGGGUGACGAUGCUCCGGAGCGUGACCCUAAUUCGGAUAUCAUAGCGGAGACUAGGAAAAUCAUGUUAUAUAAAGUCAACAUGGCAGCAAAAGAGCUUGUGGAAAUUAAUGGCUUGCAUGACCAUGUGUUGUUUCUUGGGCAUAGCCAGUCACUGUGUCUAGGUGCUAAAGAAUAUCCACAAUUGAAGGCAAAUCAUGUCUACUUGACUGAUGAUAUACAAGGUAUUGCACUGUGGAAGAGUAGUAGCCGUGAUAUAGGUGUUCGUAACUUGGAAGAUAACAGCUUCGAAGAAAUCGUGUCUCCUCAGAGUUGGUGCAGCUGGCCAGCUCCCAUAUGGAUAACACCCAAUCUUACAAAGAUGAGCUCGGGAUUGAAUGAAUAGGUAUCUGUACUAUAAUUAUGUAGUUGUUUCCUGGGAUGUGGUGUCUUUUGUUCAAAUAUAAUUGUAUGCCUGUGAUCAACAGAAUGAAAUGGGAACAAAACGUUGUCCCAUUAUGAUUCAAUUACUGUAUGUUGAGUUUAUUGAAGGAUAUUUCUUGUUUCAAAAAUCUGAAUUUCCAUA